AUGUCAUCAGGCCUUACGGAGGAACAGAAGCGAAGGAUCGAAGAGAACCGGCAGAUAGCUUUGGCUAGGAGAGCAGAGAGGUUGGCAGCCCAGAGAGCUGGGCAGGCGGGCAUCCCUGCACCUCAGCUGGAUGAACAGAGUCUGGGCAAUCGGGGAAACUCAAAGGAAGAAAACAAUCAUGUCAAGUUUGUUAGGCAGCACCAACAGAACCCAGACAGUCCUGCAGAGCAGAAGAGCUGUUUCCAGAAAGGUUAUAACCAUUCCACUGCAAACCAACAGAUGGCUGGCUCACAUGGAGAGCAGCAAAAGAACCAUUCGGAGGACUCAGAGCAAGCAAGUGGCCUUAAGCAGUUCACUACAACGAUCCCAAAUUCUCUGAGUUAUUCCCAUAAACAUUACUUGGGUGCUGGUGGUCAGGAACAUGGACAACAAGCUUUAAUUAAUCGUGGAACAUUCCAGCAGCCCAAAUGCUACCCAGCUUUCAGAAACCCCUCAGAACCAUCUCGUCCUAAAUUAAUUGACAAUGGGCACCCUGAUGGUGGUAAAAUGUUACAAAGUCAGAACAAAUCUGCCCUAAAAUAUGUUUCACCAUCAAGCAGCACCGCCCCGAGUGAUUCAGAAAUGCAGACAAACACGGGCAGAGUGAUGGGAAGACAAGGGGGAGGUGAUGUCUCUCAGGCCAGUGGUAGAAUGCCGAAGCUGACCAGCUCUGCUGGUGUGGGCUCUCCCUUUGAAGCUGUCUCUUGCAAGAAAGCAAAUAAUGUCACAAAAGGAAAAUGUGUGAAACACGGGGAAGACCGAUUCCAGGUCGAAAUAGGGUAUAAUGCUGAACUUGUUGCUGUGUUUAAGAAGGUACCAAGCAAAGCCUAUGAUCCUGCUAUGAAAAAGUGGAAUUUCAGCUUGGAAGAUUACAGCAGUCUCAUGGAAGCAGCAAAUCAACUUUCGUCAGUAAUUCUGGCACCACUGGAAGGGGAAAAUGCAGUUGGCUUGGCAUCAGGCUCUCCUUUCAUUGGCAAUGGAGUUGAUGUGAAAUCCCUCUUGAAGAUGUGUAAGAACUGGAAGAAACCCUCAGCCCUUGUCAAAGGGAAGUGUGUGCUGAUCUCUCGUUUGCGGUUUGAGGUUGAUAUUGGAUAUUCUGCAGACGUGAUUGGAGUGUUCAAACAGAUGGAUUCCAGAAAUUAUGAUAUGAACACCAGGAAGUGGAAUUUCCUGCUGGAGGACUACCCCAGACUAAUGCAAGUGUUACAGAGCCUCCUGGCAGUAGAAGUGGAGCCACUGCCUGAGGCAGUAAUACAGACCUUUGCUGCUCAGCUGCAGAGAUCUACAUCACAGACAGACAUUCCUGAUGCUGACCUUUCAGUAGUGGACUCCAAAAUUGUGACCAGCCUCAUGCCCUUUCAGCGGGAAGGUGUGAAUUUUGCAAUUUUCAGGAAUGGACGUUUACUUCUUGCAGAUGACAUGGGCUUGGGCAAGACCAUUCAGGCAAUCUGCAUUGCUGCAUAUUACCAAAAGGAAUGGCCCUUGCUGGUGGUGACUCCUUCUUCCGUGAGGUUUACGUGGGCAGAGGCAUUUCACAGGUGGCUUCCAUCCUUGAGUCCAGGUAGCACCCAUGUCAUAGUGACAGGCAAAGACAACCUAACAGGAAGCUUGAUCAACAUCAUCAGCUUUGACCUGCUCAGCAAGAUGGACAAGCAACUUAAUAGCCCAUUCAAAGUAGUUAUUGUUGAUGAAUCUCAUUUCCUAAAGAACACAAAAACUGCACGAUGCCGAGCUGCCAUGCCUCUCCUCAAGGCUGCCAGGAGAGUGAUCUUGCUCUCGGGAACCCCGGCCAUGUCGCGGCCAGCGGAGCUCUACACGCAGAUCAUGGCGGUGCAGCCAACCUUCUUCCCACAGUUCCACUCCUUUGGGCUGCGCUACUGUGAUGCCAGGAAGAUGCCAUGGGGUUGGGACUACUCUGGAUCAUCCAACUUAACUGAACUGAAAAUUUUGCUGGAAGAGUCCAUCAUGAUCCGACGUCUGAAAUCAGAUGUACUUUCCCAGCUUCCAGCAAAGCAACGCAAAAUGGUUGUGGUGGCUCCUGAAGGCAUUAGUGCAAAGACCAAAGCUGCCUUGGCAGCUGAAGCAAAGAAGAUGGCCAAAGGAUAUGAAAGCAAACAACAGGAGAAGGAAGCUCUUCUUGUCUUCUACAACAGAACGGCAGAAGCUAAAAUCCGCUCAGUCGUAGAAUACAUCUUGGAGUUACUGGAAAGUGGGAAUAAUAAAUUCCUGGUGUUUGCUCAUCACAAGAUAAUGCUGGAUGCAAUAGCUGCAGAGCUGGAGAAGAAACACGUUGAGUACAUUCGCAUCGACGGCUCCACACCUUCAGCCGAGCGGCAGUCUCUGUGCCACAGCUUCCAGUUCUCAGAGAAGCAGGUUGUGGCUGUCCUGUCCCUCACUGCUGCAAACAUGGGCCUGACAUUGUCUGCUGCAGACCUGGUGGUGUUUGCAGAGCUCUUCUGGAAUCCGGGGGUUUUGAUCCAAGCGGAAGAUCGAGCACAUCGGAUCGGACAGACCAGCUCUGUUAAUGUUCACUACCUGGUGGCUAAAGGCACAGCAGAUGACUACUUAUGGCCAAUAAUUCAAGAGAAAAUCAAAGUGCUGGGGGAAGCUGGUCUUUCAGAAACCAAUUUCUCUGAAACAGCUGAGUCCACUAAUUACUAUCCUAAGCCAGAUCCAAAGCAGAAGACCAUCUAUGACCUUUUCCAGAGGACCUUCUCUGAGAGCAGAGAUGAUACUGAUGAUACUUUGCUUUUGGAGGCAGCUGAUGCUGGCUGUGAGUUUGACUCUGGCAGUGCCUUGCAAGAUAGAGAAGCAGAGACAUGUUCAGUGACUCCCAAAAAAAAGCGGCGUAUUGAGGAGUUUUUUAAAGUGUGA
This is a messenger RNA of Acanthisitta chloris (rifleman), 2913 nucleotides long. RefSeq names its product SWI/SNF related, matrix associated, actin dependent regulator of chromatin, subfamily a-like 1 (gene SMARCAL1). Gene Ontology annotation, biological process: replication fork processing; DNA repair. The record is from RefSeq and is a predicted model, not a curated record. Gene Ontology annotation, molecular function: ATP binding; ATP-dependent chromatin remodeler activity. Bases 1 to 2913 code for a protein of 970 amino acids. NCBI's taxonomy places the organism in Eukaryota, Metazoa, Chordata, Aves, Passeriformes, Acanthisittidae. Gene Ontology annotation, cellular component: nuclear replication fork. The transcript is spliced from 16 exons.